Exophiala mesophila is the source of this 2550-nucleotide messenger RNA. RefSeq lists its product as uncharacterized. The coding region runs from base 1 to 2550 and encodes 849 amino acids. NCBI's taxonomy places the organism in Eukaryota, Fungi, Ascomycota, Eurotiomycetes, Chaetothyriales, Herpotrichiellaceae. Gene Ontology annotation, biological process: cell redox homeostasis. The transcript has a single exon. The record is from RefSeq and is a predicted model, not a curated record. Gene Ontology annotation, molecular function: protein binding. Gene Ontology annotation, cellular component: cytosol; mitochondrion.
AUGAAUGGCAGCCAAGUCAGCCUAGUGGCAUCUGAAGCCAGCAAUGAAGGAGGCGUUGCCACUUCGCAGCCCACUACAAAUGGAAAUGGCCCUGCAGGGAGCGCCGGCAUAAGUCAAACCGCAUCUCAACAGGGCAGCGCCCCUACAAACUUAUCAGGUCUCGUCUGUAAUGUGCAUAGGACCACAGGUGAGGAACCGCACGCGCGUGUUGGGGCUACUACCACUAUCUUGGGAGACAAGUUAUACGUUUUUGGGGGUCGCUUGCAUUCUCGAACAAGACCUCAAUUGACAUCGGAUCUUUAUGAGCUAGACCUGAUCUCGCGCCACUGGGUUAGGAUCGAUGCACAAGGUGACAUUCCUCCUCCUCGCUAUUUCCACAGCGUUUGUGCGUUGGGCGAUCUGAAGUUGGUCUGUUAUGGAGGCAUGUCACCGUCUCCACACAUUCGAAACUCAAGCGGACCACUGAAUGCCAAAGCUGCUGCUGAUCCACAACCCGAGGUUGUGGUCAUGUCAGAUAUCCAUGUCUUUGACGUGCCAACCCGGACAUGGACGUUGAUAUCUGCCUCAGACAACCCUCAGGGGAGGUACGCGCAUUGUGCAGCUGUCUUGCCCUCGUCUGCGGUCUUCACAUCAGCCAAUGCGCCGAUGUCGGCCAUCCAGCAUAACCCAUCCUCCUCAGACCCGCAUUCGGGCACACUGGGCGUCCAGAUUGACGGUAGUGGAGGAGCCGAGAUGGUUGUGGUAGGGGGCCAGGAUAGCACCAACAACUACAUUGAACAAAUCAGCGUAUUCAACCUUCGAAGUUUGAAAUGGACCAGCACCACCUCGUGGGAUCGAAAGUGUGGUGCAUACAAAAGCAUGGUGGCGCCUAUGACAGGGCUGACUGCUGAAUUAAUUGGACGAGGGGUCCCUUUGAAUGACACGCAGGCACAACGAACGAAUUCAAGACCAGGAACGUCCAUGCUGGUCUAUUCGAACUACAAUUUCCUGGAUGUGAAAUUGGAGCUCCAGGUACGGCAUCCUGACGGGACACUGGUGGAAAAGCCCAUGAGUGGCUCAGUGUCUCCGCCCGGACUACGGUUCCCUAAUGGCGGCAUCAUAGAUGGUCAUUUUGUGGUUAGUGGCACAUACUUGACUUCUUCCAAGCAUGAGUAUGCGCUGUGGGCCUUGGAUUUGAAAACUCUCACGUGGACACGGAUCGAUACAAAUGGCUCAAUCUUUUCCCAGGGAAGUUGGAACCGAGGCAUCUUGUGGAAUAGAAGGAAUACCUUUGUCAUUCUAGGCCACCGCAAGCGAAGUCUUGUCGACGAUUACAACCACCGCAGGGUCAACUUUAGCCACGUCUGCAUGGUAGAAUUGGAAGCGUUUGGCCUCUACGACAACCCCCGAAAGCUCAACCCAACUUCGGGCUAUGUGUCGGUCUCUGCACCGACUGUGCCUUUAUCUCUCCAGUCUGGACUUCCCACGCAGUUGGCGGGAGGUCGACCUUUCAAUACUACGGCGGAACAAUUGGGGCAAGCGGCGUUGGGCUUGAUCGAACUAUGCGACAUGGACAUUGUCGCUCUGGGUGGAGAGAAGAUUCCCUGCAAUUCCUACAUUUUGUCCCGUCGCUGGGGCCCGUACUUCAAUCAGCUGCUGACAGAAUCGGCCUCGACGAACGAGAGUACAAAUCUGUCGGACGCUACUAUGUUGCGGCCCAAUGCUCGAUCGCAAACAAGUCGAAAUUCUUCGGUCACCAUCACACCAAGCAUCACCAACGGAUAUCCGACGGGUGGACAAAGCGUAGGGGCCAAUGGAAGUUUGGACUCGCAACGAUCAGUGAGCAGGUCGACGACUCGAACAUUGGUGGAGCUACCCAACACAGUGUCCGUCCCGGCAAGAAAUCGACCUCGCCAGCUAUAUCUCCCGCACAUGCCAUCCACUAUUCAGUUGCUACUGCACUUCUUGUACACAUCGUCACUCCCGCCCGUUGGGACAACACUGUGCACGCCUCAGUCGCUGUGCUCGUUGCUUCAGAUGGCUCGAUCAUAUCAAGUUGAUGGCCUACUGGAAGCAACCGUCGAACGACUACAUGAAGUGCCGGAGGGACGAAACUCUGCGGCAGUGUUUAAUGCGGCAGCAAUGGCAGCCGGUGGAGGCAGAGGGCUUGUUGGCGCGAUGGUUGGUAGUCUGCCGGGCAUGGGCCGACGAGAGAGCGAGGCUACAACUAUCGGUGACCCUUCGUUGUCGUCCAAGACAGCCGGACUGAAACUGGACUCUGGGUUCGAAGAGGUCAAGAAACGAGGACACACAAAGACAAACUCGACGGAUUCGGCAUCGACGGCAACAUCGGCGUCCAACUCGACGGAUGUGUCGCACACAGAUAAUGAGAAUUCUCCGCUGGAAGAGAGUGGAGGAGCGGGAGGACGAGGAGAUGGAGAGAAUCGAGAGAUGUGGACGGGAGAUUUGAGUUCGGUGAUUGGACUUCAGAAGCGAGGGCUUCGAGGUCUCAUGGAGGGUCGCAGAUUGCGAGAGAGAGCCAACACUGGAGCAGCAGGCGGUGGUGAAUAA